AUGUCUCGCCGUUUGUACUUAGGAAGAUUGCCCACUGAUGCUAGGACGGACGACGUGUCCAAGUUUUUCGAAGGUUACGGGAAGAUCGUUGACUGCAGAGUGAUGACUGGCUUCGGUUUCGUUGAGUUUGAGAGCUCCAGAGACGCCGAGGAUGCGUUGAACCACUUCAAUGGCAAGCCCUUCAUGGGUACCAACCUCGUCGUCGAGUUCGCGAAGGAGUCCCGCCCUCGCCGCGACCCGUACGAUGAUAGGGCUCCUCGUGCGAGAAGACCUCCCGGUAUCCGCAUCAUUGUCUCCGGCAUUUCCAGGGAUACUAGUUGGCAGGAUCUCAAAGACUUCGGUCGCGAAGCUGGUAGCGUCUCCUUCGCUGAUAUCGAGCGUGACGUUCCAGGCCAGGGUGUCCUAGAAUAUCUUGCCCGAGAAGAUGCUGAGCGUGCCGUCAAGGAUCUCGACGGCAAGGAUCUUCGUGGCCAGCCCGUCCGUGUCGCCCUCUCUGAGGAUAGGGGCGCCGACAGCUAUUCUCGCCGUGAUGACCGUUAUGAGCGACGUGACCGCUACGAACGUCCUUCCUACCGCGACGAAAGGCCUUCUUACCGUGGAAGGAGCCGGUCCCCUCCCCCACGCCGCCACUACGACGAUGACCGUCGUGCUCGGUCCCCGCCACCUCGUCGGGAUUAUGAUGACAAGAGGUCUGCUGCCAUAAUUGAUGACCGCCGACCCGCUGACGUCCCUGAUCGCGACCGCGACCAUGACAGGCCCAGGAGGGACGACAGGCGCGACGACCGCUAUGAGGACCGUCGUGGUGGCGGCGGAGACGGAGGCUGGCGCUAA
Molecule: messenger RNA, 831 nt
Organism: Stereum hirsutum FP-91666 SS1
Lineage: Eukaryota; Fungi; Basidiomycota; Agaricomycetes; Russulales; Stereaceae
Exons: 7
Coding region: 1-831 (276 amino acids)
Cellular component (GO): cytoplasm; nucleus; ribonucleoprotein complex
Molecular function (GO): mRNA binding
Source: RefSeq, a predicted model, not a curated record